Messenger RNA from Ipomoea triloba (trilobed morning glory), 1085 nucleotides. Its product is annotated as heterodimeric geranylgeranyl pyrophosphate synthase small subunit, chloroplastic-like. Gene Ontology annotation, biological process: isoprenoid biosynthetic process. NCBI's taxonomy places the organism in Eukaryota, Viridiplantae, Streptophyta, Magnoliopsida, Solanales, Convolvulaceae. The coding region runs from base 62 to 934 and encodes 290 amino acids. Gene Ontology annotation, molecular function: prenyltransferase activity. The transcript has a single exon. The record is from RefSeq and is a predicted model, not a curated record.
UGCACUUCAUAAUAUCUCAGCUUUCCCGAGGAUAGCUUAUCCUUGUUCUACUUUCUUAGCCAUGCCGGGAGCUUUCUCAAAUCCCAUCUAUGGAAAACCGGCGGGAAUUCCGACGAGAAUUAGUUCCCGUUCUUGCUGCCGUUCUUUCAAGCCGAGGGCGGUGAUGUUGGCUGAGAAUCAGUCGUAUUGGGAGUCGAUAGAAGCCGACAUCGAAGCCCACCUUAAGAAGGCUUUGCCAGUUCGGGCGCCGGCUUCCGUUUUCGAGCCGCUUAGGUACCUGGCGUUGGCGGCGCCGCGGACCACCGCGCCGGCUUUGUGCGUCGCGGCGUGCGAGUUAGUCGGCUGCGACCGGGACCAAGCCAUGGACGCCGCGUCGGCUAUUCAUCUAAUGCACGCCGCCACCCACGCCCACCGGCACCUCCCGCUUUCCUCGGACGUCCCCGGCCCGAAGCCCGCCGUUCCCCACAAGUUCGGGCCGAACAUCGAGCUCCUCACGGGUGACGCCCUCAUACCGUUCGGGCUGGAGUUACUGGCCCGAUCCAUGGACUACCCGGCCCGACCCAGCCCGGACAAGAUCGCGCGGGUCAUCAUCGAGAUCACGCGCGCAACGGGUUCGCAAGGAGUGCUGGAGGCCCAGUACCGCGAAACGCAGUCCGCCAUGACCGGCGGCGAGAAGGUCACCGGCGCCGGAAAGAAAACGGGUAUGCUUCACGCAUGCGGAGCUGCUUGCGGGGGCAUUAUCGGAGGCGGAAACGAAGAAGAGAUAGAGAGAUUAAGAAACUUCGGGCAUUACGUUGAAUUGAUAAACGGAGUGGGAACGGAGGAGAAGAUGAAGGAAUGGAAGAUUUCGGCCAUGAAAGAGUUGGAAAUGUUGGAAGGUAGAGAGAUUGGGCAAAUUUCCAGUCUACUUGCGCUUCACUUUUGCAGUGUUUAAUCUCAACUUCUAUUAUUUCCGUAAAAAUGAAUGAGCAGAAUUUAAGAGUACAUAUAUUAGAAUUUGUGCAUUAGUAUAUACGCACAAAUUCUAAUGUGGUUCCUAAAUGUGUGGAUCGGAAAUAAAAGAAUAAUUCUACUUAAUUCUCAAA